ACCUAAAUCUCUGCAAAGAUGUUGACACAAAUGGAAUGUGCUAUCAAUUGUAUGGUGGAAGUCUUCCACAGGUAUGCCUUGACAGGAGGUCAUCACCACUCGCUGUCCAAGGAUCAGUUUGAAAAACUAUUAGGAAAAGAAUGUCCAGAGUUUGUAAAGAAGUUAAAGAAAACUGUGGCAGAAUUUAUGAAAGAGUUGGACAUCAACCAAGAUGGUUUCAUCAACUUUGAGGAAUUCCUCAUCCUGUCACUCAAAAUGAUGGUUGCACACCAUGAUGAUUCACAUAAAGAAUAGCUGCAGCUUUGUUCCAGUGGGAAUUGGGAGGGUCUACCUGAUAUUGGGUCCCUAUGGGGCAAUAAAGUGAUUAAUACCUCAA
Gracilinanus agilis (Agile Gracile Mouse Opossum) is the source of this 376-nucleotide messenger RNA. It is a transcript of the gene S100A8, whose product is annotated as S100 calcium binding protein A8. Gene Ontology annotation, molecular function: calcium ion binding. The transcript is spliced from 2 exons. The coding region runs from base 19 to 294 and encodes 91 amino acids. Gene Ontology annotation, cellular component: cytoplasm. Lineage: Eukaryota; Metazoa; Chordata; Mammalia; Didelphimorphia; Didelphidae. The record is from RefSeq and is a predicted model, not a curated record.